CUGACUCGGAGCCAAACAGUCCAGCAGCAGAACACGCUUGCAACAAACAGUGAAGAAGAGACGCACAAAGAGUUAGCGCUACGACUAAAAACACUUUAUUUUCGUUACAUAUAGCUAUGCAGAAUGAAUGCAUGUUUUAAUGUAAUGAUUAAACAUAACUUGGCUCGUUUAAUGUAACACAGAGCGGGCUUUUUAACGGAUGAACUGAACCUGCCUUUUUCUCCUUAGCUUAGCUGGUUAGCUUAGCUGAUGUCAAACCUUUUUACGUCCGUGUUCACCCAGGAACGACGACACGCUGAAGCUGCGUAGAAGCUACACCUGACUUGGGUUUUGUUUUAUAAAUCAAACAGCGUGUGUUUGGGGGGGUCAACGGCUACAGCUUUUGAAUAAAAAGCGUCAUAAGUCACCCUGCGAAACUAGGAAGUCUGAAUGAAAUCUGCAUUGAGCUUGUUCGAAUUUUUGCACUUCGCGCGAGAUUUGACACUUCGCCCGAUGAGUUAAGUUUGUUUCUAUGAAAGUUCACCAGAACAGGGUGCUUGAAACGGGAUUUUCCGUGGAAAUAUCAGGCCGACCUGUCCACACUUUGACUCGUGUUCGUGGGGAAUAAAUUGGAGCCAACAUGAUUCCCGAUAAAGCCCCGCAGGAGGACGUCUUCCACUGCUCCGAGGACCUAAAGAAGGAGUCCCACAUCCCCAGCUUUGAGAAAUACAAGGAGCUCUACACCCGCUCCAUUGAGAAUCCAGAUGAGUUCUGGGGUGCCAUUGCUAAAGAUUUCUUCUGGAAGACCAAACACACCGGUUGCUUCCUGGACUACAACUUCGACGUGACUAAAGGAGAAAUCUUCGUUAAGUGCAUGGAAGGAGCCACCACCAACAUCUGCUACAACCUGCUGGACCGCAACGUCCACGAGAGGAAGCUCGGCGACAAGAUCGCCUUCUUCUGGGAAGGCAAUGAACCUGGAGAUGACUUGACCGUCACCUACAGAGAGCUGCUGCAGAAGGUCUGCCGGUUCGCUAAUGUCCUAAAAUCCCAGGGAGUGAAGAAGGGCGACCGCGUCUCCAUCUACAUGCCCAUGGUGGUCGAGCUGGUGGUGGCCAUGUUGGCGUGCGCCCGCAUCGGAGCCGUCCACUCCAUCGUCUUUGCAGGUUUCUCCGCCGAGUCUUUGUGCGAGCGGAUCAUCGACUCUCAGUGCUCGCUGCUCAUCACUGCAGACGGUUUCUACCGGGGAGAUAAGCUGAUCAACCUGAAGCUCUUAGCUGAUGAAGCUCUGCAGAAAUGUAGAGACAAAGGAUUUCCACUGAAGACGUGCAUAAUGCUGAAGCACUUAUCGAAGGAGCCGGAGGCGGCGGGACGUCAGUCUCCUCCCGCCAAGCGAGCGUGUCCAGAUCUGGAGCAGGAGAAAAGGAAAGUAAAGAAAACGCGUCCCGUUCCAAAGGUGCCCUGGAACCCAGACGUUGACUUGUGUUGGCACUCUCUGAUGGGUGGAGCUGCAGACGAGUGCGAACCCGAGUGGUGCGAGUCUGAAGACCCGCUCUUCAUUCUCUACACCAGCGGCUCCACCGGCAAACCCAAAGGCGUCCUUCACACGGUCAGCGGAUACCUGCUCUACGCCGCCACCACCUUCAAACUGGUGUUCGACCAUCAGCCCGACGACGUCUACUGGUGCACGGCGGACAUCGGCUGGAUCACCGGCCACUCCUACAUCACGUACGGACCGCUGGCCAACGGCGCCACCAGUGUGUUGUUCGAGGGUUUGCCCACGUACCCCGACAUCGGCCGCAUGUGGCAGAUCGUGGACAAAUACCAGGUGACGAAGUUCUACACGGCGCCGACCGCCAUCAGGCUGCUGAUGAAGUACGGCAGCGACCCGGUGCAGAAGCACAAUCGCAAAUCGCUGAAGGUUCUGGGAACGGUGGGCGAGCCCAUCAACCCGGAGGCCUGGCAGUGGUACCACGGCGUGGUGGGGGAGAAACGAUGUCCGAUCGUCGACACCUUCUGGCAGACUGAAACCGGCGGACACGUGCUGACUCCUCUGCCGGCGGCGACGCCCACGAAACCCGGAUCCGCUACGUUUCCGUUCUUUGGCGUGGUGCCGGCCAUCUUGAAUGAGUCUGGAGAAGAGCUGGAAGGGCCAAGCGAAGGAUACCUGGUGUUCAAGCAGCCGUGGCCCGGCGUGAUGCGCAGCGUUUAUGGGAACCACGAGAGAUUCGAAGCCACGUACUUCAAGAAGUUCCCAGGAUAUUACGUCACGGGGGACGGUUGCCGUAGAGACAAGGACGGAUACUACUGGAUAACUGGGAGGAUAGACGACAUGCUGAAUGUCUCAGGUCACCUGCUGAGCACGGCGGAGGUGGAGUCAGCCUUGGUGGAGCACAAGUCGGUGGCUGAAGCAGCCGUGGUGAGCUGCCCUCAUAUGGUGAAGGGAGAAAGCCUCUACUGCUUCGUCACGCUGAACGACGGCGUGGCGUUCAGCCAGGCGCUGGAGGCCGAGCUCAGGAAGCAAGUGAGGGAGAAGAUCGGCGCCAUUGCCACUCCAGAUUACAUCCAGAACGCGCCCGGACUUCCCAAAACCCGAUCCGGGAAGAUCAUGCGGCGGGUGCUUCGUAAAAUCGCCUGCGACGAGAAGGAUAUGGGCGACAUUUCCACGCUGGCCGACUCGUCCGUCGUUGACGAGCUUUUCAGGAACCGAUGCGCCACCACGGUGUGACAACGCCCCCUGGAGGCUCACCACAGGAAGAGCCGGCGCUGCUGGGAAAUAUUUCCUCCUUCUGAUGCGGCAGAACGCUGCUUCGGCAGCCAGUAACGCAGCAACACCCCAAAGGUAGCAGCUCAGGGCGUUCAGAACCACCGGGCGGCUUCUUCUUUAUUCCUGGUUUCUGCUAGAAAACAGUCAAGUUUCUCUAACGGUCCAGUCAAAUCCAAGCCAUAACGCCAUAAAUACCCAGAUUAACGUUUUUAGCAAGCUUUAACUGUUAUUUUACA
Poecilia latipinna (sailfin molly) is the source of this 2982-nucleotide messenger RNA. It is a transcript of the gene acss2, whose product is annotated as acyl-CoA synthetase short chain family member 2. The record is from RefSeq and is a predicted model, not a curated record. The coding region runs from base 620 to 2707 and encodes 695 amino acids. The transcript has 19 exons. Gene Ontology annotation, molecular function: AMP binding; acetyl-CoA synthetase activity. Lineage: Eukaryota; Metazoa; Chordata; Actinopteri; Cyprinodontiformes; Poeciliidae. Gene Ontology annotation, cellular component: cytoplasm.